CCCCCCCUCCUUCUCCUCUUUCAUGCCAAACGCCACGAGGUCCUCUCCUAGGCGAUACACCCAGUCGCUCUCCUGCCCGCCCCGGUAUCCGGUACCCCCCGCCAUCGCUCCCAGCAGCAUGCGCUUGGGGAGGCGGUUGUCCUCCAUGCGCAUAACGAAGCCCGCAAAACACAGCCUCCGUUUGCGCACGGUGGCCUCGAUGGUUUCCUCGCAGCCUGCCUGGAUGAGGGCCUGGGCAUAGGACAGGGGGCGGUCUGAGCGUUUCCGCUUGCUCCAGCCGAUGCACCGUGUGAGGAACUGGCGGUGGGUCCCAUUGAGCUUCGUGUAGUGCUCCGCUGUUAGGCUCCACGAGGCGCACCCAUACAGGAGAGUCUCCACCACUUCAGCCUGGAGAAGCCGGAUCUUGAGCUGGCGGUCGGCCCGUCGCCUGUCGUACAUCGAAGCACUGUUCCGGCGGUAGCACUUCCACGCUCGGCAGCUGCGGCUCGUGAUCUCCCGGUCGGCCUUCCCGUCCGCGGAGAUGGUACGUCCGAGUAAACCAUAAUCGACUUCGUAAGUCGCGAGGGA
Molecule: messenger RNA, 567 nt
Organism: Ectocarpus sp. CCAP 1310/34
Lineage: Eukaryota; Phaeophyceae; Ectocarpales; Ectocarpaceae
Source: the annotation of a GenBank genome assembly